AUGCCAGAGACGGAAUAUCAAGGAUCGUUUGGAAGGUCAUUAUUGAGUUUGCGGCGGGACCAGGUGCACGUAAUGGACCCAACGGCAGUACCCGAGCCUAUGAGCAUGGAGGUGGAGUUGGACUCUUUUCAAAGACAAGUUGCUGAAAAGUUUAUCGAUCUCAACGCUUACGCAGCUGAUGAUGAACCCCUUUCACUUGAAUGGAUAGGAAAACUUGUAGAUUCCUUUCUUUGUUGUCAAGAAGAAUUUCGAGUUAUAAUAUUCAACCACAAGCAUCAGCUCCACAAGCAUCCAAUGGACCGUCUCAUAGAAAAUUACUUCGAGAGGAGCGUCAAGGCUCUUGACGUAUGCAAUGCGAUCCGUGAUGGGAUCGAGCAAAUCCGACAGUGGCAGAAAUUGAUUGAAAUCGUUAUAUCCGCUUUGGACAAUAGUGACGCAAGCAAAACACAACUUGGCGAAGGAGAAAUCAACCGUGCAAAGAAAGCUUUGAUUGAUUUGGCCAUCGGAAUGAUAGACGAGAAAGACUCUUCUAACACAUUGGCACACCGUAACCGUUCUUUCACUCGAAAUAAAGACCAUAAUUCAAUUGGGUAUAUCAGAUCCCUUUCAUGGAGCGUUUCUAGAUCGUGGUCAGCUGCAAGACAGUUACAAGGCAUAGGACAUAACUUGGCCGCACCUCGAUCAAGCAAUGUCAUUGCAACUAAUGGCCUAGCUCUAACGGUCUACACGAUGACAUCAAUAUUACUAUUUGUAAUGUGGGUUCUUGUCGCGGCCAUACCUUGCCAAGACCGUGGUUUACAAGUACAUUUUUAUUUUCCAAGGCAUUUUCAAUGGGCUGUACCAGUGAUGUCCCUUCAUGACAAGAUCAUGGAAGAAUCAAAGAAAAGGGACAAAAAGAACGCUUGUGGACUACUUAGAGAAAUUAAUCAAAUCGAGAGAAGCUCGAGAAUGUUAAGUGAAUUCAUUGAUUCAGAUAAUUUCUCAUUAACAGAUGAAAAAGGGACAGAGAUGAAGCAAAGAGUGCAAGAAUUGAUGGAGGUUUGUGAAGCUGUGAAAGAAGGUUUGGAUCCUUUUGAAAAGAAAGUGAGGGAUGUCUUUCACCGCAUUGUCCAUAGCCGCACUGAGGCUCUUGAUUCUCUUGGAAACGUUCAUAAUCAAUAG
This is a messenger RNA of Arabis nemorensis, 1161 nucleotides long. NCBI's taxonomy places the organism in Eukaryota, Viridiplantae, Streptophyta, Magnoliopsida, Brassicales, Brassicaceae. The record is from the annotation of a GenBank genome assembly.